This is a messenger RNA of Trichoderma reesei QM6a, 1450 nucleotides long. RefSeq lists its product as uncharacterized. Gene Ontology annotation, biological process: protein import into nucleus. The record is from RefSeq and is a predicted model, not a curated record. Gene Ontology annotation, molecular function: small GTPase binding; guanyl-nucleotide exchange factor activity. Gene Ontology annotation, cellular component: nucleus. The coding region runs from base 137 to 1450 and encodes 437 amino acids. The transcript has a single exon. Lineage: Eukaryota; Fungi; Ascomycota; Sordariomycetes; Hypocreales; Hypocreaceae.
AUCCCAUGGAAUCUCGACUAUGUAAAUCCAUAGUUUGCUUCUUCGUCUCCUUCUUCUCCUCUUCUUCUGCCAUUCAAACGCAUAUAAACCAUCUUUUCUUGUUUCAAUAUAUACACCACUCGGUUCAGACACGUCCAUGAUUCACAAUUCAGAUGCCCAACCCAUAGAAGGAAAUGAGACUGCCGGCGCCGCAUCUCAUGCCCCUGCGAACCCGGUAAAGCUCGGAGACUUCAGCAGACUCUUUGCCGAGUAUCUCGAUCCUCUUGCUCUCGCCUCGUCCUCGUUCUCGUCCUCCUCGUCAUCCGACGGGAGCGACGACUACUACUACGACGAUGACUCCUCGCCCGCCCUAAAGGCCACCAGCUUGUCGUCGGCAGCGUCCGAUCGUAUUCCCGACCAGUCGCUCGAUGACGCCACCCAGGCUCGGUGUCUCAACAACAAUGCAUCUACCAAAGCCUCUCGCAAGAGCGCCGCCGUCGCCCAUGGCUCCCCGCGAAAGGCCAAGCAUGCCCCAGCGAGAGCUGGUGGCCAUUCUGGAAUAUUAGCAUCUUCUCCGCCGUCGUCUCAUCGGCGCUGUACCUGCAACCGGGGGCUUCGGGCGAUUCAGCAGCCCGUCUUGCUGGCUGCGUCUCUCCCGGAGUGCCCCGAGUGCUCGCCGUCGGCUAACACCGCCGCGCACCACUCUCGGUCUUCGACCAACAGCAACAACAGCAGCAACACCAAGCAGCCGCGAGAGAAGCCCCGUCUGAAAGAUGACAAGCACAGGGCGCUCAUGAUGGGCCUCGUCCCGCAUCGGGCCCGAGACGCCGCCAUAGCUGAAAAGCUGCCCGAAAUCGCGGCGCAAGGCGUACACGUCUUCGUCGACAUGUCCAACAUCGACAUUGGCUUUCAGAGCACGUUGAAGGAGGCUCGGCAUCUCGACGAGCAUGCUCGUCUAUCGCCUUUGCCUCACCUCAACCUGCAGUUCCUGACCAAGAUCCUCGUUCGGGAUCGGCCAGUGGUCGCCCUCAAUGUGGGUUGCUCUACCGUCCCGGGCCGUUCGGAGCCUCGCUACGUACAGCAGCUGCGCGACCUGGGCUACCAAAUCGAUCUGCGGGAGCGCAAGAGGGUCAUCGAAGUCGGACUACCCUUGGCUGGAGUGCCAGACACUCUACGCUUUGUUGAGGACCUCGUGGAUGAGACCUUGCAAGUCCGCAUCGCCGAGUCCGUCAUGGAGUACUUUCGUACUCCGGGAACCAUCGUGCUUGCUACCGGGGAUGCCAAACCAUCUCCGCAUUCCGAUGGAUUCUUUUCGUGCGUGCAAAGAGCGCUCAAGAUGGGUUGGAACGUUGAAGUUGUCUCCUGGCGAGGCAACCUCUCCCUCCGAUGGAUUGAUAAGCAGUGGAUGUCUCAGUGGCGUGACAAGUUCCGCGUCAUUUUACUAGAUGACUUCUUGGAAGUUUUGCAGUGA